Molecule: messenger RNA, 617 nt
Organism: Camelina sativa (false flax)
Lineage: Eukaryota; Viridiplantae; Streptophyta; Magnoliopsida; Brassicales; Brassicaceae
Source: RefSeq, a predicted model, not a curated record
UUUUUUUUUGGCCACUCCAAAUGCAAUGGCUUCUUCUCCGGCUAAUCAUUUGAUCUAACAAAGAGAGAGAGAGAGAGAUAAGUAGAAAAAGGAAGGUCAGAGAUGGCGAUGCCGCUGGGCAUGGCGAUGUAUCUGAUGAGAAUGGUUUGGUUAUCUCUGAGUGGUUGGGUCUUCACUUGCGUGGCUAUCGCUGACGAGAUUGCUGGUUCUCUAAGAAACGGAGAUAUUGGUCCUUUCCAUGUCGGUUGAUCCCAAUUUUCCAAGAUUUUCUUUUAGCUCUCUCCUUCUGUUCUGUGUGCGUAUCUCUUUUUCCUCUUCCCCCCGAAGUUUACGUUUUUUCUUUUUUUCUUGGCUCUGUGUUGUUUUCGAUUAGAGUUGCUUCAAAUUCCCUUACACGGUACAACCCCAAAAUUGAGAAUAGCUUGGGGUUAAUAGAAGGCAACAAGAUAUAUCAUAGUUGUUCGAAAAAGGGAACAAUUUUACGACUUGGAAGUGACUUAGUAUCUGUAUGAGUCACUCAGUGUGUGUCUGUGUAACUAAUGUUCUGUUUCAUAUAUGAGACUGUAUAUCUUUAUGGUUCCAUUCCAUGGAUGUUGAUGAUGCUUGUUUCCUUGUUA